AUGUUCUGGAAACCUUCUGUCCUUUUGGCUCUCUCAGGGGCUCUUUCCAUUGCUGCUGCCCCCAGUGGCUCCUCGAAAGAGCCAUGUGCUUUGGUGACUAAAGAGAUUAAGCAAGCUGCAGAGGCAAAUCUGACCGUUCCUGUUGUCCCUGCCCGGUUGGCACAUGAAUGCCUUGAGUCUCUGCCAUUUGACUCUGAUCGAGCUGCUGGCUUCACCAGAGAGGUGAAGAAGUACAUGCAAUGGCACUCGACUGUGGAUAACCUCAAGAAUCCACCUUUAGGGUACUUGUCUCCUCCCGUCGAUAUAAUGGCUGGUCUAGACUACAUACACGGCAAGGCCGUCAAGAAGGAGUACAAGAGCCAGUACGAGUUCGACAAUGACAUUCAAAAGCUUUUAAGUUCCGCCAAUGACGGUCACCUGGCUAUCCAACUCUGCUCUCAUAAUAUCUUCAAAUUCAAGAAUGACUUCCCUCUUGCUUCGGCUUCAUCAGAUGGACUGCAGUUGCCUGAGAUCUACGCUUUCAAUGAUCUCAAGCUCUUGGAAGAAGCUUCCGACCGUGUCUCCUCCAUCGUAUCCAUUAACGGCAUGAAGGCGGCCUCGUACCUCGAAACUCUUGCAGCUCACCAGACUUAUCAAGACCCUGAUGCACGGUACAAUUAUGUGUUUGACUCGCUGGCUCGGUAUCCUACCCUGGGGGCUACUUUUGGAGCUUUCUCCUUUGAUUCGGGUCUAUGGCAGGGCCACGCAGAACAUAUCGUAAAAUUUGCGAAUGGAACGAGGCACAAGGUUGAAGUAGUUGCAGUCCCUACUGCUAAAUUUGAUUUUGGCUACAGCAAUAGUCGGGCUAUGUUCAAGGACUACUGUCUGCCAGGACCUCAAUCAAGCAACGAGGGGCAGAGUGGUAAUGAAGAAGAGACUCCUAAAAAACAACCCGCGUCACCAAUGUACCCGAAGCCCAUCGUCCGAGAUGAAUACAACUUGCUCUCUGGCUAUUUCCUGGAGGACUCUGAAUGGAUCGAUGUCGCCGUACUGUUCAGCCCAUCAUUCGACGCGGAGGCCGAUGGCGAAGCACUGGCAUUUGCUAAGCAUGCCACCAAAUUCAUUGAGAAAGCUGUUGACGCGGGCAAGAAGAAGUUAAUCAUUGACCUUUCGUUCAAUGGAGGAGGUGUUAUCUCCACUGGAUACGAUCUGUUCAAGCUCUUCUUCCCAGAGAAGGACGUCUGGACCGCGGCUCGAUUCCGCGCCCAUGAGUCAAUCGACCUUGUUGGAAAGGCCCUGCGUGAGCAGGAGCCCGACGAUAUCGCCUUCCAGAAAACCAGCUACUUCGGCCUGCCCAGUUUCGUUACUCCAAACCAAACCUAUGAGUACCGGACCUGGAAGGAAUUCUAUGGCCCUCAUGGACUGGUGGAGUCUAACGUGACCAGCAUCUUUGCCAACUUUAACCUCACCCAGCUGUCUACUUGGGACCAGCCUGUUCGCGGCUACGGUGUUGUCAAGCAGAACAUGACCAAGUCACCUUUUUCUCCUGAGGACAUUCUUAUCGUAGAUGGACUAUGCACAUCCACCUGCACUAUCUUCACUGAGCUAAUGAAGAACCUAGGUGGCGUCAAGACCCUCUCCUUCGGUGGCCGACCCCAGUACGGCCCUAUGCAGGACCUGGGGGGCUCCAAGGGCUGCCAGGUUGCCCCAACCGCCAUCAUCGAUUCAUACCGCGAUGCAGCCAACCGCGUGGCUGACAAGUCCGAGAAGGCAGGCAAGCCAGUGCUCACUCCCCUGGAGAGGGCCAAAUUAAACGCGACCAUGCCUGGAGAACUGCCUCUGCAGCUCGGUGGUAUAUUCCAAGUCAACUUGAAGAACGCCUACCGUCCCGGAGACGACGAGUUGCCUCUGCAGUUCACCUACGAGGCGGCUGACUGCCGUCUGUUCUACACCGCAGAGAACCUUCUCAAGCCAGCUACUACCUGGACGGCGGCAGCUAACGCCUUCUGGGGCAAUGUUAUGGAAACACAAACAGCGCCGCAACAGUCCACGAGCAUUACAGCGGAAGGCAGUGGGCCUUCUCUAGGUGAAGGACAUGCAACCGUAAGGGAGCAUGGCUUAAGAGGCGGGGUGCGUGUACUGGACAAUGGACGACUUGAUAUCAAAUUUGGCGAGGAGAGACGCUGGAUUACACAAUUAAUGAAGCAGAUGGAGCCGAGUUCAAAGCCCGGCGUUGAGACGAAGAAACCAUCGAUACCAAGUCCCACAGAAGAAGAAAAAUGGGUCAAAUUUCCUAUUCGGUUGAACAUCGUAGUGCAGGUCGUAGGAUCGCGAGGUGAUAUUCAGCCAUUUAUCGCACUGGGUAAGGAGCUUCAGAAGCACGGCCAUCGGGUGCGACUAGCCACACACUUGGAGUUCCGCGACCCUAUCAAUGAAGCAGGCCUAGAGUUCUUCAACAUUGGAGGCGACCCCGAGCAGUUGAUGGCGUUCAUGGUCCAGAAUCCGGGAUUGAUUCCGGGAAUGCGCACAAUACGCAGUGGUGGGAUUGGAAAACGCCGACGAGAAAUGAAAACCAUUUUUUCGGGAUGCUGGCGGUCCUGUUACGAAACUGGGGAUGGGACACAGUUGCAUGAAAACCCCGAGAGUCCGGGAACGGCGGCUGUAGACAAAUGCAUGCAGCCGUUCGUGGCUGACGUUAUUAUUGCCAAUCCGCCGACGUUCGUUCAUCUCAGUUGCGCCGAAAGAUUGGGCAUUCCCUUGAAUAUGAUGUUUACGAUGCCCUGGUCUCCGACUCAAGCCUUUCCUCAUCCCCUGGCAACUAUCCGCUCUCAGAGCACGAAACCAUCUGCCGCGAACUUCGCAUCCUAUGGAGUUGUCGAGGUUAUGAUGUGGGAAGGGCUUGGAGACCUGAUUAAUCACUUUCGCAAGAAGCAACUUGGGUUGGAUCCGUUGGAUGCCAUCCGGGCGCCCAGCAUCAAUCACCGGUUACAAGUUCCAUACACCUAUUUGUGGUCGCCCUCUCUCCUCCCUAAACCGCAAGAUUGGCCAGAUCACCUUGAUGUAUGCGGGUUUCAGGUGCUACCAGCUGAAUCAGACUACAGUCCCCCUGAAGAUCUGGAUGCCUUUCUAAAGGCUGGCAAACCUCCGGUCUAUAUUGGUUUUGGGUCUAUUGUAGUGGAGGACCCGGGCAAACUAACAAAAAUUCUCAUUGAUGCUGUUACCCAGACCGGGCAGAGAGCACUAAUCUCUAAAGGAUGGAGUAACCUUGGAUCAGAAGAAGAGAAGAUACCUGAUAGUAUCUUCCUCUUGGGCAAGUGUCCCCACGAUUGGCUCUUCAAGCAUGUCUCAUGUGUUGUACACCAUGGAGGCGCUGGAACCACUGCUGCUGGGCUGCUCUUAGGCCGGCCUACAGUGAUUGUUCCGUUCUUUGGUGAUCAGCCAUUCUGGGGCUUUAUUGUGGAAAAGGCUGGUGCUGGACCACCGCCGGUACCAUUUAAACAACUCACAGCCGAGAAACUAGCAGAUGCUAUUAAGAUAGCUCUAGAGCCGUCAACCCGGGAAUGUGCUGAGGAAAUUGGGGCCAAAAUGAAGUUGGAAAAGGGGUCGGUGAAUGCUGUACAUAGCUUCCAUCAGCAUCUGGACGUCGAUAAAAUACAGUGCUCUGUGUGCCCCGACAGACCUGCUGUUUGGUGGCUUAAGCGCUCGCAUGUCAAGUUGAGCGCGCUUGCAUUUUCAAUUUUAAUGAAUACAGGACAUAUUCAGCCGGGUGAUGUGGAAUUAUUCCGAGCCCGAGAAUACGACACCAACCGUGAUCCCAAAGGCCCUCUUACGGCGGCUGCAGGAGUACUUUACGGAGUAACAACAGACUUAUUCACUGGUAUCGCGAGAAUUCCAGGGCACAUCGCCGAUAUGUUCCCUGGGUCUGAGCCCAACUCAACGCUUAGCGAGUAUCGAAUGAGAGAAUGGGCAAUCGAGCACUUUGCAGAGGUCAUGUCAAAUCAGCAACAGGAGAAUGGCCAUCAACCUGUCUCUGAGACUGGAGCUUAUCUUCAAAAUGGCGACAACAGGGCCGUACAGGAACAUCGCGAGGCUAGUCAAUCGACCCCCCAAGCGACCGCUCAAACUACUCCUCAUGCUCGCACAAAUGACGAAGUAAACGACCGUCAAGACAUUCCCGGAACACGAGUCAAUGAUAUCAACAAGGAAUUUAGCACGAGACAGAAGGCUACACACUAUCAUACACCAAUGCGUAGCAGAGCAAGGAAGCGCCUUUUAGAUGCAAGGGAUGGGACUGAAAGACUAGCAAAGCGUACACUGGCUGUUGCGCUGGUUAUACCAACAGAUUUGACUCUCAGCGUAUCGAAAGGGUUUCACAAUCUGCCGAAGUUGUAUCACGACACCACAGUGCAAAACAUUCCCACUGUCAGGGGGUUCAAAACUGGACUUUGGGCUGCCGAGAAAGAAUUUGUCGGGGGAUUUUACGAUGGUUUCACAGGGCUCAUUACUCAACCAGCUCAUGGUUUCCAAGAGACAGGUGGCAAAGGCCUGGCAAAAGGUGUUGGAAAAGGCAUAGGAGGAGUGUUUUUCAAACCCGCUGCAGGUAUUUGUGGGUUGGUGGGAUUUCCUUUGGACGGAAUCCAUAAGAAUCUUCGCAAAUCGCUGGCUGCAAGCAAAUCCAAGGAGAUUCUACGAUCACGAAUUACGCAAGGGAUCCAGGAAAUGUGUGCUGCAUCGCCGGAAGAGCAGACAGCAGUGAUUCGUAAAUGGCAUGCGCUGCAUGAGAACGGGGCUUGA
Messenger RNA from Aspergillus tanneri, 4773 nucleotides. RefSeq lists its product as uncharacterized. NCBI's taxonomy places the organism in Eukaryota, Fungi, Ascomycota, Eurotiomycetes, Eurotiales, Aspergillaceae. Gene Ontology annotation, biological process: proteolysis; carbohydrate metabolic process. Bases 1 to 4773 code for a protein of 1590 amino acids. Gene Ontology annotation, molecular function: UDP-glycosyltransferase activity; hexosyltransferase activity; serine-type peptidase activity. The record is from RefSeq and is a predicted model, not a curated record. The transcript has 12 exons.